AUGGAGGCCGAGGUCGGGGCAGAGCUCUGCUUUCCACAGCUCCUCAACUCCUCCUGCAGGAAGCCCACACCUCACUGGUCUGAAGCUGUGAUCCUGAACACUCUGCUGUCCUUCGUCUCUGUGCUCACUGUGACUCUCAACCUGCUCGUCAUCAUCGCAGUCUCUCACUUCAGGCAGCUCCACACUCCCACCAACAUCCUCCUCCUCUCUCUGGCUGUCUCUGACUUCCUCGUGGGCCUCCUGCUGCUGCCGUUGGAAAUCUUUAGACAAACAUCCUGCUGGGUUUUCGGAGACCUCAUGUGUUCUCUUUUCAUUGAUUUUUCUGUUGCUGUUACUAAUGUCUCUAUCGGAGGAAUGGUUCUGAUAUCAGUGGACCGUUAUGUUGCUAUCUGUGACCCUCUGCGUUACAGCAGCAGGAUCACAGAGAGAAGAGUUACAGUCUGUGUCUGUCUGUGCUGGUUCCUGUCUUUCCUUUACAGCAACCUCCUCUUAAUGGAUGAUCUUGUUGAACCAGGCAGGUAUCGUUUCUGCUACGGAGAGUGUGUGAUCGUCGUUACCUUCAUCGCUGGAGUUUUUGACCUUGUUGUGACGUUUGUUGCUCCCAUUACUGCCAUCAUAGUUCUGUAUAUGAGAGUGUUUGUUGUGGCUGUGUCUCAGGCUCGUGCCCUGCGCUCUCAGGUGGUCACAGCUGUAACACUCAAGUCUUCAAUGACUGUGAGAGCAAAGAAGUCAGAGCUGAAAGCAGCCAGGACUCUGGGUGUUCUUGUAGUCGUGUUUGUGAUUUGUUUCUGUCCGUAUUACAUCAUCAGCCUCGUUGAUGAAAAUGUGCUGAAUGCUUCAUACUUGUCUUUUUUGAUCUUUCUGUUCUAUUUUAACUCGUGCAUCAACCCUCUGAUUUACGCCUUGUUCUACCCCUGGUUCAGGAAAUCUCUUAAACUCAUUGUUACUCUUCGGAUCCUGCAGCCGGGCUCCUGUGAGACCAACAUCCUGUAGAGGGACUGUGGAGGUCUAAGCUGUACGAAGGACGUAGAAAUAUAAUGAAAUGAAAGCAAUGCUUUUUUCUUUUCCAGUCUGACUUUCAUGUGAAUAACCAGCCUCACAUUCAGGAUUUAAAGUGGUUUCAUCAUACCAGGGGUACAUGUGUCCUUUUUCUCUCAAACACAGCUUCACUGAAGAGACAAGCACUUCACUCUUUCUGUCUAGGGAUCCUUUAUGAGAUAAGAAAGCUGAAGAGAGGCAGGGAAUGACAUGCACUAACGGGGAAUGGUUGAUGAGGACUAAGGCCUCAAAAUAUGAGGCAGCCCUGCAAGCACCGGUUCACCUGUUUCAUGUCACUUUGAAUUCAGCAUGCAUGUCAGGAAUGGGGAGUCUUGUUUGUUGUUAUCAUGUGAGAACACGAUCAAAC
Notolabrus celidotus (New Zealand spotty) is the source of this 1405-nucleotide messenger RNA. RefSeq names its product trace amine-associated receptor 13c-like. The transcript is spliced from 2 exons. Gene Ontology annotation, molecular function: trace-amine receptor activity. Gene Ontology annotation, biological process: G protein-coupled receptor signaling pathway. The record is from RefSeq and is a predicted model, not a curated record. Bases 1 to 993 code for a protein of 330 amino acids. Gene Ontology annotation, cellular component: membrane. Lineage: Eukaryota; Metazoa; Chordata; Actinopteri; Labriformes; Labridae.